This is a messenger RNA of Seriola aureovittata, 3143 nucleotides long. It is a transcript of the gene emilin2b, whose product is annotated as elastin microfibril interfacer 2b. The transcript has 9 exons. NCBI's taxonomy places the organism in Eukaryota, Metazoa, Chordata, Actinopteri, Carangiformes, Carangidae. The coding region runs from base 82 to 3081 and encodes 999 amino acids. The record is from RefSeq and is a predicted model, not a curated record. Gene Ontology annotation, molecular function: protein binding.
CCCGUGGUGCCUUCACUGAUCACUGGACCACAGACUUUCACUACUGAUUACCAUCUGAAAGGGCACUGCAAUAUUUUAACCAUGAAGCGCGGACUGUACGGGCUGCCACUAAUUCAUCUUCUAAUAAUGCUUCCUCUCAUCACUGGAUCACCUUUCCAAAACAGCAUUUUCCAGAACAACGCGCAUUCAGGCAUGGACACACGACAAAGAAACAAAAACUGGUGCGCCUACGUUGUGCACAAGAACGUGAGCUGUGCCGUCGUGGGAGGCACGGAGAGUUUUGUGCAGCCGGAGGUUUUACCGUGUCCACCGGAGCUGCCAAACUGCGCGCAACAAGUGAUAUAUCGGACACACUUCAGGCCCAUGUAUAAGAUUGCAUACAAGACAGUAACAGAGCUGGAGUGGAGGUGCUGCCCGGGCUACCAGGGCCACGACUGCAGGGAGGUGAAAGACCUAAUGCUACUCCAAGUAGAGCGUUUGCCUCAUGCGCCGUCUGCCGCUGGACAUAUUCCAGUCCCACAAGCUCCAGAACAGAGAACACAGGGUCAGAGAAAUCACCCAUGGGUAGGGGAGGGGCAGUCUGGAGGUCAGACAGGUCCCAGGUCACCAUGGGGCCACGGAGGAUCUCAAAGUGCAACACACCUGGAGGAGGAGGUGCAGCAACUGUCCCAGAUGGUUCUUGACAUGCAGGCAAGAAUGACUGACAUGUCCUCCAAUCUGAGACUGGACUUCCAGGAGGAUGCCAGUAAAAUGUUGCACACACUGCUGAACAACCUCAGACAGCCCGCCAGUGCACGAGGCGCAGAAACACAAACCAUUCAGGUGCAGGACUUCUCCUUUGACCAUGACACAACACCAAUGGAAGAAGUAAUGAACAAGAUCAGCCAGGUUACAGACGACCUAGAGUCCAAGACUAAUACCCUGGAUGACCUGCUGGGCCGUGUCAACCGCCAUGAUGGACAGAUCAGUCUGCUCAUGGAGGCUGCCCAGAACCCACUGUCCACACCUCCUCCUGCUCGCCCAGCUAGUGAUACAGACCUACGUGCCUACCUGGAUGAUAAGAUCCGUGCUCUGAGAGAGGAGUUGAUGGAGGGCAUGGAUAUCAAACUGGCAGACAUGAAGAACGCUUGCGAUUAUAAAAUCGUGUCAGUUCAGGAGCAGUGUGAGGGGCAAGAGGCUAAUUACCUCAGCCUAGCUGAGCUCAUGGACUCUAAGGAAACUGAUCUCCGCAAGGAGAUUGAAGACCUUAAGAUCAAGCUGGUUGAUCCAGUAAAAGAAGGCACCCGAGUAUCUGACAAUGUUCUCACUCGUGUGGAAAACCUUGAGAUCUAUCUGAACUCAUCUGAAAAGAGUGUGGCAGGGCAGUGCCUUGCUGUGGAGGAGAAACUGAAGAAAGAACGGACAGAGGCCAUCAAAGACCUCAGGGAGACUCUGGAGGACAAGUUGGCCUCCAUGGAAGAAAGAUUCACGACCGUGUUGGUUGAUACAAGCGCCAACUCCCAAUCUGGGGUUCAGCCAGAGAGUCAAGAUAUGUUGCAGACAGAUGUUAACUCUUUAAAGGGCUCUGUUCAAACUCUGGAGGAUAGACUCAAUGUCUUGGACCAGUUUUGCUCAAAGGAGCAAAGGGCUAAUUUAACUGUUGUAGAAAACCUUCAGCAAGACUUUGAGAGUUGCAAAACUGCUAUAGGUGCUAUGGAGACUAGUCUGAAAGCCCAGAUAAAUGGCCUUGGAGCCAUGGAGGGGCAACUCCUCAACUGCAGCACUAGCAUUGAGAAUGUACACAGUGAACUCGGCUCCAUGAAAGGCCACAUGGGCAGAUUGGAGGACUCUCUAUCAGAUGUAGUCCAACAACAGUCUCAGACGUUGCAGAGCCUCAACUCCACCUGGGGUCAAGUUAAAACAGGGGCGGAGCAGGAGGCCAAGGACCUUUUGGAGCUCCACAGAACACAGCAUCAGGAGCUGAGACAGCGGCUGGACGAGCUGGGCAGGGAGGUGAAAUCCGAGGCCGACCAGUGCAGGGAAAAAACUGAAGAUGUCGAGAAGGAGAUUGCCCACGUGGACAGCCGCGUUGUUAGUGUGGAGAGUUUAUGCGGCAAGCUGGAUCCUAUCUCCAGUAGCCUACAGAGGAUCAAAGAUGGGCUGAAUAAACAUGUCACUGGGUUGUGGACUUGUGUCAACCAGCUGAAUGGCACAGUUAGAGCCCAUGCCCGAGAUAUUGGAGGGGUGAAGGGAAUUUGCCAGAACCUCCAGAACAACAUUGCCAACAUAGCCAGAGACCUUCAGGUGCUAACCGACAGCAACGCCGGGAAGACAGGUGUUCAGGUUGCAGUGGAGGACGCAGGACUUCCCCAGGGCUCAAGUAAGAGCCUCACAGUGGCGGUCGGCCCAGUGGACGCCUCUCUCCCUCAGCCACCUGUGAUAGAGGCCGGAGAGGCGGGUCCCCCCGGGAAGAUGACCUCGUCCAAGUUGCCCAAGGGGACUGGCGGCAGCAUGAUGCCUGUUCAGGGCUUUGCUGGAGCUCCAGCUUCUCCAGUCAAAUCCACUGACUCGCUUAAGAUCAGCAUUCCACUGAACACAGAUGUGAACUCGCUCCACCGACCAUCUCCACAGAAACCUGCCAUGGCUUUAGAUGAAAGGGUGUCGUUCUCAGCCGGUCUGACUCUGACGCCGUUCCAAGGAGAGGUUGGAAUCAUUCUAUUCAACGAGGUGUUGGUCAACGACGGAGGACACUACGACCCUCAUACAGGUAUUUUCACGGCUCCCACAAACGGCCGCUACCUGGUGAGCGCUGUGCUCGCGGCCCAUCGAGGGGAGAAGGUUGAGGCGGUCCUCUCGGUGUCCAAUCGCAGCAUCCAGAGGCUGGACUCCACGGGAUUCUUGUCUGGAGCGGCAGCGGCCGCGUCACACGAACAAUGCAACUGCAGCAGUUCAACCUCGCUGAGCCUGGUUCUCUCCCUGAAGCGAGGAGACCGAGCCGGACUCGUCAUGACGGCCGGAAAGCUCGCCAUCUCGGCUUCCUCCUCUGAGAUCCUGUCGUCUUUCAGUGCUGUGCUUCUUUACCCCAGCCCAUCAAAACGGUAGCCCUGCCACUAUCAGAGACAACUGACACCUUAUAUAAGCCAUAAGUGGAGGAUGUUGAUACA